Ictalurus furcatus (blue catfish) is the source of this 6844-nucleotide messenger RNA. It is a transcript of the gene kirrel1a, whose product is annotated as kirre like nephrin family adhesion molecule 1a. Gene Ontology annotation, biological process: cell-cell adhesion. Bases 2471 to 4828 code for a protein of 785 amino acids. The transcript is spliced from 17 exons. Gene Ontology annotation, cellular component: cell-cell junction. Gene Ontology annotation, molecular function: cell adhesion molecule binding. Lineage: Eukaryota; Metazoa; Chordata; Actinopteri; Siluriformes; Ictaluridae. The record is from RefSeq and is a predicted model, not a curated record.
CUGCUCAUGAAAAUAAAUCACACUCAUUCCAGUCUCUGGACACUAUUUUUUGAGGCACUGUGUCAUCUGUCCAUCCCACCUUUCCCGAGCUUAAACCUUGGCCAAGUCCUUGCCCUUCAUGAUUGCCAGAUCAAUUCUCAACUUGUCUGUCUCACAGAUUUUGGUGAUAAAUAUGGACGUAUUGAAUGACUAACUCGUCUUAUUUUGUCCUUCCUCUUUUUGGACAAUUAACAAAGAUGUCAAAAUAUAGCUUUAUAUAUAUCUAUGUAUAUCUAUGUAUAUCUAUGUAUAUCUAUGAUGUUUACAUUUAUGUAGGAUUAUGGGUAAAGCCGUGUUUUUGUCUCUCUCUUACCAGCACUAUGAGGGUGCUGCUCACCCUGAAGUUAGUAGUUUAGUCAUUUGCAAUAAAUCCUCAUUGAUGCACUGCCACCAGCAGUGAGUGGGUGUGCCCAUGCAUGUGUGUUUGUCUGCAUAUAAAGGUACAGCUCUAAGAAAAGGGGCCCUGGAGACAGGUGGGCUAAGUCGAGAGGUCGAUUUGACAAAGAUGAGUUUUUUUCGGGGGUAGCUGGGGGAUGGGAAUGAAAAGAGUGACUGUGGGAGCAUGUGAAGGAGAGGAGGGGAGUGGUUUAGGCCAUAGGAGGAGAAAGGCAUUAUUACUCAUGCCUGACUGCUCUCACAUGGGGGAUGGUUUUGCCCCCUUUCUCUGUGUCUCUCGAUCUUCUCUUUUGCAAUGAAUGUCAUGGGGAGAAAAGUUCAAAGGCUAGGCUUGAGUGAGAAUCUUUGAACCCCUUCCCCCUUUUUCAGACAUGUUCUUUUUCAGCCAUGGAAAUCGGUUUGAACUUUUUUGACAUGCCAUGGCCACUUCAUACAAACCGCUGGUCCUUCAUUCAGGUCGCCAUCAGCCUUUGUCUGUCUUUUUCUUUCUCUUUGAUUACGUUUUUUAAUCUCUAUUUCUGUUGCCUCUUCUACUCAUUUGCUUUUUCCAGAAAGAGUUGGGAAAGAGAAGUCUUGUUCUGGCGCCCUGUCUGCUUUUCAUUCUUGCUCUCUUCCUCACUUGCUCGGUCUGCUCAUUUUUCCCUUCUCUCUCUUUCCAUCCCCCAGUUCGUUUUUCCCCUUCCUUGUCUCUAAUAAGUUCCAGAUGUGUUUCUUGCAUUCCUUUAGUCAGAGCUGAGGGGGAGGGGUCACUGAAGAGGAGACGGAGAGGAGAGAAGCAUGGAGGGCGAGGGGUAAGAGCGAGCGGGAGAGAGAUGCAUUAAAAGAGAGCAGCACUUAAUGAAGAGACACUGUUCUGCUGACACUUUGCUGAGAGUCUCCUCUGUCAUGUGUGUGCAUACACGUAUCUGUGUGUGCAUGUAUGUCUGUUAGAUUUUUUUUUAUUUUUGGACUCCUCUCCCAUUGGUAGCCCCCUACCCCCACCGCAAUGGAAUGUGGCUGAUGAUGGUGAUGUCAUUUCUCAUUCUCUGAACUUUUCAAGUCGGGGAGGGCUGCUAGACCAAACUGUCCAAUCAGCUAGCCUGCAGGGGCAGAAAAAGUUGCGCAGUCCUGGAGCCAGCUAGCCAGCCAACAAUAAAGGCAUUGUAACUGCACAUCCAAUGAGGUCGCCGUGAGCCAAAAUAUCAUGCAGUUAGAUGGCUGACCAAUCAACCACUAAUGGAACAUUGUGCAUUGUACUGAUUUUAAGAUCUCAGUUGCAAACUGUAGAGAUGCCUGGAGACACUAAGUUGUCUGGCUCAAUGAGACUUUAAUGACUUUCAGCUUGUUAUUCAUGGUCAAGAAACUUAGUCACCACAGUUACUCAUGUAUUUAUGCAGAGGUGAAUUCCACAAAUGUGUGUAGGGGAUUUCUUUCUUUAAAAAGAUUAUUGUUUUUUCUUUUGUACAAAUUCACAGUUUUGUGUCUUUACUUCAUUUGGUAUGAGGGAUGUUUGUCCAUACAUAUACACAUGUGCACACACAUACACUCAGGCAAUCUUUGCUUCUUGAUAUUUAUUUGGAGCGCGUGCUGUUUAGUGCUCUGGGCGGAUAUCUGUAAGUUAUUAUCUAAUACUUUAUGUCUCGGUCCAUUUGGCGUUGGCCGUUUAGUUUUCCCAUGCUGACCCUUGAGGUUGCCAUGACCACACUGUGUGUAUAUUGUGUCAAGGUUUCUGCAGUGGCCAUGGCAACAACAGCCUCUGCAGUGGCUCACGUGAAUAAGCGACAUUAAAAUCGACGAGGAGAGAGAGUGCGAAGCGGAGAGGAACACGUUCUGUUUCUAUAGCAACGGCUGGGCUGCGUGGAUAGAGGGACAAAGAAAGAGAAGCAAGGGACGAAGAGAAAGAAGGAUCGAGAGAGAACGGGGACGAGAGAAGAGAGUGCGUGUAUGUGAUGGUGUAUAGAGGGAUGGAAAAAGUGAGAGAGAAAGUCAUAGAGGAAAAGCAAUGGCCAAAGCUGCAGACAAAAGGAGAUAACUGGAGGAAAAUUGUUGCAGAGAGAUGUGGAUGGCCCGGUUCUCUCAGGAGCCAGCAGAUCAGUCGGUGGUUCUGGGUCAAAGAGUGGUCCUGUCCUGCGUGGUCUUCAAUUACUCAGGCAUUGUGCAGUGGACCAAGGAUGGGCUGGCUUUAGGCAUUGGAGAAGACCUUCGAGCUUGGCCGAGGUACCGUGUGUUGCGGCUGGUGGAUGUGGGGCAGUACAAUUUGGAGAUCUCGUCUGCUGAACUCUCCGAUGACUCUCUCUAUGAGUGCCAGGCUACAGAGGCUGCCCUGCGCUCCCGCAGAGCCAAACUCACUGUUCUCAUUCCCCCAGAUGAGCCGGUUAUUGAGGGUUCCCCAGAGAUCCUUCUCACUGCAGGGGUUACCUACAACCUGAGCUGCGUGUCGCGUGGAGCCAAACCCCCUGCAGUUAUAGAAUGGCAAAAAGACGGGCUGCCUGUAGAGGGGGCAGUCAGCACAACGGAGGUGCUACCUGACAGGAAGCGAGUGACCACGCAUAGCUUCCUGCCCGUUGUCCCAGUGGAUACAGACACAGGAAAGAACUUCACAUGUGUGGCCAGCAACCUGGCCGCACCCUUGGGCAAACGCACCGCUAUCACCCUCAAUGUGCACCAUCCUCCUGUGGUGGUGUUAUCCAUUGAACCACGUUCUGUGCUGGAAGGAGAGAGAGUGACAUUCACCUGCCAAGCCACUGCCAAUCCCCCAGUUAUGGGCUACAAAUGGGCUAAGGGCGGUGUGGUCAUCCAGGGUGCGAGAGAGAGUGUGUUUGUCACUAAAGCUGACCACUCUUUUUUCACCGAGCCUGUUUCUUGCCUAGUGUUCAACGCUGUGGGGAGCACCAAUGUCAGCAUACUGGUGGAUGUCCACUUUGGCCCUAUCUUGGUGGUAGAGCCAAAGCCAGUGACAGUGGACAUGGAUUCUGAUGUCACAUUGAACUGUAAGUGGGCAGGCAACCCCCCUCUCACACUCACAUGGACAAAGAAGGGGUCCAGCAUGGUGCUGAGUAACAAUAACCAGUUGUAUUUGAAGUCAGUGAGCCAGGCUGAUGCUGGCCAAUAUGUGUGUAAAGCCAUAGUGCCCAGGAUUGGAGUCGGAGAAACAGAGGUCGCUCUCACUGUUAAUGGUCCCCCCAUUAUAUCCAGUGAGCCAGUCCAGUAUGCAGUCAGAGGAGAGAGAGGCGAGGUCAAGUGUUACAUCGCAAGCACUCCUCCUCCCGACAAGAUUGUGUGGGCGUGGAAGGAGAACGUGUGGGACAAAGAGAAAGGGACUCUACCAGAACGCUACACGGUGGAGCAGAGUAAGCCGUCCUCUGAUGGAGGAGCAGUGCUGUCUACUCUCACCAUCAACAAUGUCAUGGAGUCCGACUUCCAGUCCACCUACAACUGCACAGCCUGGAAUGCAUUCGGCCCAGGAACCAUGAUCAUCACUCUGGAAGAGACUGAAAUCGUUCCAGUUGGUAUCAUUGCUGGCAGCACUGUAGGCUGCUCCAUUCUGCUAUUGCUCUGUCUGCUGGCAUUAGUCCUGUUCCUAUAUCGUCAGCGGAAAGGAAGUCGCCGCGGGGUGACACUCGGCAAACCAGACAUCAAGGUGGAGACAAUAAAUAAAGAAACCCACAGCUUAGAGGAAGACUCAGCCAGCGUCUCCACAGCAAGCCGCAUGGUCAAAGCUAUGUACUCGCCUUUUAAAGAUGACAUCGAUAUCAAACCGGACCUACGCAGUGACACCUUGGACACACGUCAGGACUAUGAGAUCAAGGACCCUACAAACGGAUAUUACAACGUGCGAGCCUCGACCCAUGAUGAAGGUCGUCCUGCCUCCCGCUCCAUGCACUACUCUGACUAUCGGACCUCUACUGCACCAGGCGGUGCUGCAACUGUUAGUGGUAGCUCAGGCAGCGGAGCCACAGCAGGUCCUGGAACACCGAGCAGCUUGGCUCCUGGGUCACGAGCCGGCUGCUACGACCCUCGACCUCCUUCCAGACUCAGCUAUGCCCAGUUUAACACCUUCAGCAGACCAAGUCAGUCUCAGCAGCCUCCACCUAGCUCCGGGCCUCAGACAGGCGACUUUCCAGCUGAAUGCAGUCUCCUAGACUCGACACCACAGUUACCAUACGAGAACUACAGCUACCCAUCGCACUACCCCACGUACCGUCUUGGCUUUGCUCCUCCCAGCCUCGCUCCAUUAGAAAGCGGCGCAGCGUAUGAGAUGUACAGCGUGGGGCCGGGUGUGGGCGUCGGAGGCACUGCUGCAACCCCGGAGAGCGGACUCGGGAAGUACGGUAGCUCCACACGCUUUUCCUACACCUCGCAGCAUUCCGACUAUUCCCACCGACACACACAGAGGAUGCAGACGCACGUGUGAAGGAGGAGCAUAAUGCCACACUGCGUUGCUCUUCCUCACUAUAGCACACACACUUGACCACAUGCACACAAACAUACACAGGAGGAAGUUGUAAAGAAAAGGAGAAUGAGUAGUAGGAAUCAGAUCAGAAAGCAUAGAAGAGAGAGUGGGAGGGAAAUUGAGAGGUGAAGGAAAUCUCUUCUUCAGCUUUUUCUGCUUAUUUCCUCAGCUCAAGGAACUGAUAGCGAAAGUCACAAUCAAGAUGAAAAAAGUAGCAUUACUGAAGAAUCUAAGCUCUUCAAAAUGCUGACUGUAUAGGUGUGAAUAUCUUGUAGUUAGCAUGGCCACAGACAUCUUGUGAACUGAAGGAAGCUUCUGUGUUUGUCUGUGAAAAAAAAACGACAUAGCAGCGGUGGUCCUGGAAGACUUUUGUAUGAUAUGAAUUCUUGUUAAUGGCUUCUUCAACUCGUCUCCACACCUUUACAAGGCAAAUAUAAGAAAGCAAUAUAACACCGAUUACACCUACAGUAGACUUGCAGUGGUUCAAUGAUGAUUCUAUAACAGAUUUUUAUUAAUUCCUCACAUCUAGCCAUGAGCAAAGCACCAAACAAAGCACAACACUAUAUGACCAUAUAUCUUUGGCUACCAAAGCAUUAGGGGUGUAACGACACAGCAUAUAUAUUGUAUCAUUCGAUACGAGGUUCUCAAUUCAAUAUGUCAAUACAUUCAACAGGCUGCAUAGUAAAGUAGGCUAUUUGGCAUAAAAUACUGCUUAUAUUACAUGAGGUGCAAUAAACAUUUAAACUUAAUCAAGACCAUAGACUCUCUUCUAUGGUUAAAACGUCAGACUACUGAUCGAAAGGUCAUGAGUUCAAAUCCCAGCGUUGCCAAGCCGCCACCACUGGGCCUUUGAGUAAGGCCCUUAACCCUCAAUUGCUUAAUUGUAUAAAUGAGGUAAAUGUAAGUUGCUCUGGAUAAGGGCGUCUACCAAAUGCCUGAAAUGUUUUUCAUGAGCUAAUAUGCUAACAUACUAGCAUAUUAUUAGCAUAUUACCUCAAGAAAAGCAGCAACGGCUACAGCAAGCAGGAACUGAAAAGUUCCUACAGAUCUUUAAGUUCUGGUGUAUGAGACUGUCAUAUUUGGUUUCCCGUAAACAGUAAGUAAAACUCUGAUGGCCAGUGACCUAUGCUUCUAUGUCAGUUGGUAGAACUAGAUGAAAACAAAAAGCAGCACAUGCACACAUCUCUCUACUGAUUUAGUACAGGUUACAGAAAAUCACAGAGUUUUGGAGCUACCGAAAUGAGACCCUGCUCGGUAAAGGAGAACGCAGGAGUCAAAAACACAUUUGCACUACAGAGAGAUGUGCGACACGGAGUGCAUAACAAUCCAACAGCAGAAUUUAAAAAAAAAACCCUGCUAAAUAAACAAAUGUUGAAUUAGAUGUUUUAAUUGGUGGGUUAGUGGUUAGCAUGUUUGCCUCACAUCUCUGGGGUUGGGGGUUUGAUUCCCGCCUCUGCCCUGUGUGCGUGGAGUUUGCGUGUUCUUCACGUGCUUCGGGGGCUUCCUCAGGGUACUCCGGUUUCCUCCCCCAGGCCAAAGAUAUGCGUUAUAGGCUGAUUGACAUUUCCAAAUUUUCCAUAGUGGGUGAACAUGUGUACGAUUGUGCCCUGCCUACCCCAUCCAGGGUGUCCCCUGCCUUGUGCCCCAAGUUCCCUGGGAUAGUCUCCCUGUGAGCCUGUGUAGGAUAAGCAGUACAGAUAAAUGGAUGGAUGAAGUUUAUUACAUCUUAGUGCACAGCUUUAGUUCAGUUAUAUGCUGUUAAUAGUCAGAAUGGAUCACACAAACACUAUCAUUGUUGCAUUUCAAUUACAGUCCUUUUAUAAUGUUGAAUAUUUUAAUCAGUGGAAAAUGGAAACCUAAGACACCUUCAGACAAUGCUUAUUUAUAUUGUAUUGAAUAUGUAUUGCAUCGAGACACCACUGUAUCGAAAUCAUAUCAAAUUUGAAUUCUGUGGGUUGUUACACCCCUACAAAGCAC